CCAGGGGAGGUUUCAAUGGCGGUGUAUUUUGGACCCUUCCAGGGCUGACUUUACCGCAAACAUCCACUCCCUCUGCCCUUUCUCUUCAUCCCAUCCGAUAACACGCAAAAUCCACUCAAGUUCCUGCUUCUGUCGGUGGAAAUAAUCUCUUACGGAAUUGCUUAUUGUUUGAUUAGUAGUGAUUAUGUUCAGCAUAAUGAGUGGCGAAAAAGGAACUGGAAUGGAAGAUGAGCACAUCAGAAGGCAUCACAUGCAUGAGGUCAAAGCCAACCAAUGCUCGUCGUCUCUUGUUAAACAUAUUAAAGCCCCAGUUCACCUUGUGUGGUCUCUAGUAAGGAGGUUUGAUCAACCGCAAAGGUACAAGCCCUUUGUGAGCAGGUGCGUGGUGCAGGGUGAUCUUGAGAUCGGGAGUGUAAGAGAAGUUAAUGUCAAGUCUGGACUUCCAGCUACCACUAGCACUGAAAGAUUAGAGUUUCUGGAUGAUGAGGAGCACAUCUUUAGCAUGCGGAUUGUAGGUGGAGAUCACAGGCUAAAGAACUACAUGUCAACCGUCACUGUUCAUCCAGAGGUUAUUGAUGGGAGGCCAGGGACAUUGGUUAUUGAAUCAUUUGUGGUGGACGUGCCAGAGGGAAAUACCAAGGAUGAAACAUGUUUUUUUGUUGAGGCUCUAAUAAAGUGUAACCUCAAGUCACUUGCUGAUGUCUCAGAGCGCCUAGCUGUGCAGGAUAGAGUUGAGCCACUUAACAGAGAUUGAGACAUGAUAGAGGUACACUUGAUUUGCAGCUUCAGGUAUCCAAUUAUCAUCAUUGAAGUAGAAGAUUUUUCAUUUCAAUGACUAGAAAGAGCGGUAUCUUGCCAAUCCUCAAUCUUUGAAGGAUAUGCCACUGCAUAACCUAAUCAUUUGAUGGCGUAUGCUUGCUCUUUAGCGUCUCACGUCCCAUCAGACUUUUAAACCAUAAGUCUAGCAUGUUAUUCUCGAGUUUGGCUUGUAAAUAUAUUUGCCUUUUAAGUGUUGUGUAAUUCCAGGUGCAUGUAAUGCUUGGCUAAGGACAUAUUCUCUGGGUUUUCCUUCAUAUUGUCAUAUUAUACUGUGAAGAUGUUUGUACUGGAUAGGUGAUAUGCCAUGAUAGAUUAAUAGUUGCAUUCCUAGAAUACAUCCCGUUGUACCAUUUCUUUUUAAAGAAAAAAAAUAGGAUACUCUUUUUGUUUACUGAAAA
Coffea eugenioides is the source of this 1217-nucleotide messenger RNA. Its product is annotated as abscisic acid receptor PYL8-like. The record is from RefSeq and is a predicted model, not a curated record. Gene Ontology annotation, molecular function: abscisic acid binding; protein phosphatase inhibitor activity; signaling receptor activity. Gene Ontology annotation, cellular component: nucleus; cytoplasm. Gene Ontology annotation, biological process: abscisic acid-activated signaling pathway. The transcript is spliced from 3 exons. Bases 185 to 754 code for a protein of 189 amino acids. NCBI's taxonomy places the organism in Eukaryota, Viridiplantae, Streptophyta, Magnoliopsida, Gentianales, Rubiaceae.